Molecule: messenger RNA, 1480 nt
Organism: Medicago truncatula (barrel medic)
Lineage: Eukaryota; Viridiplantae; Streptophyta; Magnoliopsida; Fabales; Fabaceae
Product: F-box protein SKIP23
Exons: 2
Coding region: 34-1200 (388 amino acids)
Molecular function (GO): protein binding
Source: RefSeq, a predicted model, not a curated record
AAUUUAGGGUUAUAGCUUCUGCUACUAGCAUCCAUGGCAGCGGUCGACUGGACUAAACUUCCAAAGGAUCUUCUCAAUCUGAUAUCACAACGAAUCUAUGAUGAAGUCGAUCUCAUUCGCUUUCAAUCAGUUUGUUCAACAUGGCGCUCUUCCUCCGUCCCCAAUCAUCAUCCCAUUUCACCCUUCAAGUUCCCACUCCUCAAAUUUCCAUUCCUCUCUGACUCCAAUGACAUUGAUACCAUCAACAGCAACAACAACACUUCAUUCUGUUACCUCACCAAACAAAAUCUCUACCUCAUCCAACCACCACAACAACAACAAGAAGAACAACGCCUACUUCGCCCGUGGUUGGUAGGAGUUGGCCAAAACACGCAUGGCCAAACCAAAUACAUUAACCCAGUCAUGCAAAAUUGCUCUUUUGUUGUCCAUUCUGUGAUCGAUCACAACAAAUUAUCUGUUCUCCAUUUGGGAAGCACCUACUUCAUCAUGGACAUCGACGUCAAAAUCAACCGUCAACUCAUCAUCAGUAAAGAAUACAUGUACCCUAAAAAGGUCGUUGCUGUCACGUGCCAUGGAAAAAAACCUCUCGUUGUUGGCAUGUUAGCCUUUCCUCCAUAUCCGUUACUUUUGAAAUGUGGUGAUGAGGAUUGGAAGGUGAUCCCUGACAUGUCAAUGAAAUUCGAAGACAUAUGCGUUUUUAAAGGGCGGCCUUAUGCCAUCGACGAAAUUGGUAAGACGAUUAUGAUUGGACCAGAUUCGAGUGUCCAUUUAGUUGCUGAACCUUUGGUUGGUGGUGGGAACAUGAAAUUCUUAGUGGAGAGCGAGGGAGAUUUGUUGUUAGCGGACGUUUAUGAUUGUCUUUGUAUUGAUCUUAAUGAUCCUGUAAGGAUUGAUUUGUUUAAGCUUAAUGAGAAGGAGAAGAAGUGGGUGAAAUUAACGAGUUUAGGGGAUAGGGUUUUGUUCUUGGGGUUGGGGUUGGUAUAUUCGUUUUCUGUUUCUGCUUCAGAUUUGUGUGUUUCCCAAGGGAAUUGUAUCAUCUUUGAAUCUAUGUCUUCCGAACGUGAGUUAUAUGUUUUGGACUUGGAUGAUGGUCAGCUUUCGCUUUUUUAUGAUAAUCCUGAAUAUUCCAACUUGCUCUGGCUACCUCGAACAUGGAUCCGAGCUCGGUACCAAACUACAUGUUCAGCACCAAACUCCUAAUCACAUAUUCAUCUGAAAAGAUGUCUUGAAAAUGAGAUGAAACUCGGGUUGCUGGAUAAGCAUUUUAGUGGAUUCUUGAAGUCUUAUAUGUAAGCAAGUUGUGACUAUUCAUGUAAACUCGGGUUGCUGGAUAAACCUUUCCUAGUAUUUGGAAUUCCAUAUUUUUCUAUUUGCUGUCUUCAAGGGUUUUGUGCCUUUGACUUGUGAACAAGUUACAUAAUUAUGACGACAAACUCUUUCUUGUUUGCUUUAUGAAAUGGAGUCAAUGAACAUUGUGAAA